Molecule: messenger RNA, 735 nt
Organism: Adineta steineri
Lineage: Eukaryota; Metazoa; Rotifera; Eurotatoria; Adinetida; Adinetidae
Source: the annotation of a GenBank genome assembly
AUGGCCACACUUCUUGCUGCUACAAUUUAUUUCAAAGCAGCAGAGAAUGACAAUGAAAACAAACGUACUCUGAUAGAUAUUGGAAAACAAUUUGAUGGACAUUCAAAAAAUCUCAUUGAUGAAUGUUUCGUCCAAGACAAAAGUCUUGCUAUCAACGUACUUGAAUGCAAAGCUCCAGCAUUGUUUCACUGCAUGCCGUUGGACGUAGCGCGACGUACCGACUGCAGGGGUUUUCUUGCCAGUAAUACUGUUCAAGCAUUUGUCGUUCAAAAGUGGAUAUUCAUGGCACUCGAUCUGAUUCUUUGGUCUUUUCGAUUACUUCAUCUUUUUACUGCUUAUGAAAUCUUGGGUCCUAAAUUAGUCAUGAUUUAUAAAAUGAUGAAAGAUGCCGUUCUGAUCUUCGCGUUUUUCAUUCUUAUUCUUCUCUUCGCAUUUUCGGUUACGUGUUGGUCUCUUCUAACAACUAACAAUCAAGUUAAUUGGGCAUAUGCCGAAGAUGGUUCGUUAUUCAAUGUUACUGUAGUGAAUGGUGGCAGUGAUCUAUGGACGUGGCAAUUGUUGCGAGAUGUUUCCAAUUGGGGUAUUUUGAAAGUAUUCGGACAAACUGACGAACCAUAUAACGGUGCUGUUAGCGGUAAUGAUGUUUAUGGUACAUUUGUUUACUUACUUGCAAUUGCCUUCGUAUUCAUAUCAAGUAUACUUCUUGUGAAUGUUCUCAUUGCAAUGUUUAAGUAA